AUGGAUAUGAAGCAUUUUGGGGGAACAGUGGAUGCUACAGUUGCAUAUGAUUGGAAGCUUGGUCUGCAACGGAAAUUGGAGAUUAUUGAGUGUCCACCAGAGGUUUCACUUAGGUUGGCUAUGCAGUACCUACGUGGAGAUGCACUUGUGUGGUGGGAGGGAGUACGAUUGGGCCAUCGUGGGCCUGAUCCGCUUACCUUUGCAGAUUUUAUUCGGGAGUUCGAUAGGAAGUUUGCAGGAGGUGGUAUUACUGAGGAAGACCUGAUUAGGAAGUUUUUGGGUGGGAUGCGAGUCGAAAUUCGCAACAGAUGCCGUGUCGUCACUUACCACAUAUUGGAAGAUUUGGUGGAGAAAGCUGCUGAGCAGGAAUCAGGUUUGGCAGAGGAACAAAAGCUCCUCAAGUCAUCUCAGAGUAAGUCUGGAAAGACUGAUGAGUCUCACAGGAGGACCAGAGACCAGUUAGAGGCACUGUAUUGUGCUCGUUGUCGUCGUCAUCACAGCGAAGAGUGUCCCAAGUGUUUUACUUGCGGAAGGUGGGGACAUUUGUCAAAGUAUUGUCGGGUGAAACCAGCGGAUGCGACUUCGGCCAGUCAGAUUGCAGCACCUACAGCAGCCAACAAGGUUUGUUACAAUUGUUAUGAGCCCGGUCAUAUUGCCCGAGAGUGUCCAAAGAAGGGGCAACCAACGCUCCCACCAGCUAAGCGUCAAGUCGUCGCUCCACGUGUGUAUGCCCUAGGAGAGGCCAAUGGAGCUGAGCCGACAGCCGGAUCGGUUUCUGUUGGAGGUGAGGUAGCUCACACUCUUUUCGAUACGAGAGCUUCUCACAGCUUCGUGAGUUCGCGACUAGUCAAGUCUUGGCCUUUUCAGGGUUUCUUUGAACCAAAGACUAAGCAGAUUCAGACAGCCGGCACAGAGAGAAUUGGAGCCACUAGCGUGCAUCGAGAUGUUCAUGUCUUACUUGGAGGGUUCGUUUUCACCGGAGACCUAGCAGAGAUGGAGCUAGAUUACUACGACGUUAUACUUGGAAUGGAUUGGCUGUCGCGACAUCGAGUGGUGUUAGAUUGCCCGAAGGCAAGGGUUCAUAUCCCUAGAGAAGAGGGGAAGCUCACAUUCCAGUGUGUUCAAGCUCACCGGGAAAUUUCUAUUGUCUCCAUGAUACAUGCUGAGGAUUUAUUGGAAAGAGGAGCAGAGGGGUUUCUGGCGACUAUUUCGAUGGUUAAGAAUGACGGACAUCACGAGUUGCAGGACAUUCCGGUGGUUGAGGAGUUCGAGGAUGUAUUUGAGGCCUUAAAGGGACCACCACCAGCGAGAGGAGAUGCUCUCACUAUUGAGUUGGAACCAGGGACAGCACCGGGUUUCAUCAGACCCAGUACUUCACCGUGGGGAGCACCAGUACUGUUUGUGAAGAAGAAAGAUGGGAGUUUCAGGCUUUGUAUUGAUUACAGAGGUUUGAACAAGGUGACCAUCAAGAAUAAGUAUCCACUUCCGCGUAUUGAUGAGUUGUUGGAUCAGUUACAGGGAGCCUCAUGGUUUUCUAAGAUUGACUUGGCAUCAGGUUAUCACCAGAUUGCGUUAGCAGGGGAGGAUGUGCGGAAGAUGGCUUUCUGCACACGUUAUGGACAUUACGAGUUUGUGGUGAUGCCAUUUGGGUUGACGAAUGCACCUGCAGCAUUCAUGAAACUUAUGAAUGAUGUUUUUCGCGAGUAA
Molecule: messenger RNA, 1707 nt
Organism: Brassica napus (rape)
Lineage: Eukaryota; Viridiplantae; Streptophyta; Magnoliopsida; Brassicales; Brassicaceae
Exons: 4
Coding region: 1-1707 (568 amino acids)
Molecular function (GO): zinc ion binding; nucleic acid binding
Source: RefSeq, a predicted model, not a curated record